Tarenaya hassleriana is the source of this 1422-nucleotide messenger RNA. RefSeq names its product ubiquitin carboxyl-terminal hydrolase. Gene Ontology annotation, cellular component: cytoplasm. The transcript has 5 exons. Gene Ontology annotation, molecular function: cysteine-type deubiquitinase activity. The coding region runs from base 260 to 1264 and encodes 334 amino acids. NCBI's taxonomy places the organism in Eukaryota, Viridiplantae, Streptophyta, Magnoliopsida, Brassicales, Cleomaceae. The record is from RefSeq and is a predicted model, not a curated record. Gene Ontology annotation, biological process: ubiquitin-dependent protein catabolic process; protein deubiquitination.
AGACAGACAGACAUAUGUAUACAUGCGUAUGUACAUGUAUACAUGACAUAUUCCUAAACAAAGAUAGAUUGUGGUCUCACUCAGUAUAUGAACAGAUAUGGUCACGUGAAUUCGAAGAAGUCAAAUGUGACCCCUCCAUUGCCAUUCUUCCUCCUCCGUUUUCAUCGGUAACUGAUCCCCAAUUCUUCCGUCGUCGUCGGAAUCUCAAUCUCUCGCUCGCUCGCCGGUCUUCUGAGCAAGCGUGUCACCCUCGUUCACCAUGUCUUGGUGCGCCAUAGAAUCUGAUCCUGGCGUUUUCACUGAGCUUAUACAACAGUUGCAAGUGAGAGGCGUGCAGGUUGAGGAAUUGUAUUCAUUGGACCUUGAUUCUCUAGAUGAACUAAGACCUGUGUAUGGAUUGUUAUUGCUUUACAAAUGGCGUCCCGAGGAAAAGGACAACCGUCCUGUGAUCACGGAUCCAAACCCGAACUUCUUCUUCGCCAGCCAGAUAAUCAAUAACGCUUGUGCAACGCAAGCGAUAUUGUCCGUCCUCAUGAACUCUUCGGGUAUCGAUAUCGGUCCGGAACUAUCUAAACUGAAGGAAGUUACAAAGAACUUUCCAGCUGAGCUGAAGGGUUUGGCCAUCAACAACAACGAAUCCAUUCGUGCAGCGCACAACACCUUUGCUAGGUCCGACCCAUUUGACACAGUCACGGAAGAACAGAAAGCGACUUCCAAAGAUGACGAUGUGCAUCACUAUAUCAGCUACUUACCCGUCGAUGGUAUCUUAUACGAACUCGAUGGGUUGAAAGAAGGACCGAUCAGCCUCGGACAGUGCCCGGGUGGGCAAGGUGGCAUGGAGUGGCUUAAAAUGGUCCGGCCCGUGAUCCAAGAACGUAUAGAUAAGUAUUCGUCGAACGAAAUACGGUUCAGUCUUUUAGCCGUAGUCAAGAACAAGGGAGAGAUGUAUGUGGCUGAACUGAAGGAGUUCCAGAGAAAGAGAGAGAGGGUAUUGCAGCAGUUAGCCGCUCUGCAGGCGGACAAAUUCGCCGAGAAAAGCAGUUUCGAGGCAUUGGACCGAUCGCUUUCGGAGGUGAACAACGGAAUCGAAGCAGUCUCGCAGAAAAUUGUCAAGGAGGAGGAGAAGUCGAAGAAGUGGAGGACUGAGAACAUACGCCGGAAACACAACUAUGUGCCGUUCCUCUUCAAUUUCCUCAAGAUCUUGUCAGAGAAGAAGCAGCUCAAGCCUCUCAUCGACAAGGCCAAGCGUAAUAACAAUGCCUAAGUGUGAAAACAUCGUCAAUCCAUGUAUGAUAUUCUGAGUCGGCUUUUCAAACCCGAGCCUAAUUAUAAACCCGCGGGUUCAGACCGAAUCUCGGCGUCGGCCUUCAACUUCCAGUGUUAUGUUUGGACCUUUUUUUUUUGGGAUUUUGGUAAGUUACG